Suillus plorans is the source of this 567-nucleotide messenger RNA. RefSeq lists its product as uncharacterized. NCBI's taxonomy places the organism in Eukaryota, Fungi, Basidiomycota, Agaricomycetes, Boletales, Suillaceae. The transcript has 2 exons. The coding region runs from base 97 to 369 and encodes 90 amino acids. The record is from RefSeq and is a predicted model, not a curated record.
ACCUCAACUGUCACACUGUCCGUAUCACUUAGCUAUCCCACCAACAGCUCCGUGGCUGACGUCGACCUCGAGUGUCUGACCGCACUAGAAGCAAGGAUGUUCGAGGAUUCCGAAGAAGCAGGACCUGCAGGCAACCAGCAGUGGGGUUUGGAUGCUGGCCAACAUCACAGGCGAUGGAAUGUGUAUCUCGACAUUCCUGAUGAAUGGGUUCCUGGAAGAGGUUAUAGCGAGAGUGAACUUGAAGUAAGGAAGACAUUACCUGCUCCGUUCGAUAGAUAUCUAACUUAUGUGAUUGACAGCACGCCUUAUUCAGUGAUAACUCUGAUGCUGCAUCUUUGGAGUCUGCAGACGAGUUAUCCGAAGCUGUAGUUCCUUCGCUGCCGGCUGAAAAAUGUCCGCCCGUUAAACGUCGAUGUGUUCCACAGGCUCGAAGGGUCCGGAGAGGGAGGAAAAGAAAAUAGGCAUUGGCUUAUGUACCUAGUUGCACAUGUCCCUACGGCAAAUAACAUAACAAAGGAAUGGUCGUAAACUCAUCCAACUUGAUCUGGAAGUAGAAUGUGGAACAUA